UAGCCGAGUCUUCCCCGCCGCCGCCGCUCCUCCUCCUCCUGCUCUCUGUGGGCGGAGCGGGACACGAAGGCAGGAAGCGGCCAUGGCGGACUGGGGGCGAGGUCAGAAUGCCAAUGCUGUGGAUGAUAUGUUAGAUGUGGAAAACAAGCGUAUGACCGAAAACCUAGCCUCCAAAGUCACCCGGCUAAAAUCGCUUGCACUGGACAUUGACAAAGAUGCUGAGGAUCAAAAUCACUACUUGGAUGGCAUGGAUUCUGAUUUCAUGAGUGUGACAGGCCUUCUGACGGGGAGUGUGAAGCGUUUCUCCACUAUGACGCGGUCGGGAAGAGACAAUCGUAAACUUCUUUGCUACGUCUCUGCUGGACUGAUUGUUGUCUUCUUCAUCCUCUAUUAUUUGGUGACAAGAGCACGGACUUGAGUAACUCUCAAGAUUUUGUAUUGGAUAGUUGUUGAAGAGGGGAAAAAACUGAUGAUGAAAAUGGUUUUGGAAGAUCUUCAGAUCCUGAAAAUAUUAUUCAAAUGUUGACAGUGAUCCAGAGGCACCUCUGUGGAUUUCAUUAUCAUCUCUGGAUUGUUUUGACGCGCUCUCUUAAAAAGAAUAUAAUUUAUUCUGUCACUGUUCCUUUGAAAAUUUAAAUGCAGCACAAUUCACAUCCUUGUUGAAACCAAGUCUCUAUAGAAUACCUUAUUCUCUCUGCUGUCUGGGUGGGAAAGCAUGCUGGUGAUGCCACCUCUUAUAAUUUUGUGGUCAGCAGGAAAAUCCUGACACCCAGGUCAGAGAUGUUCAAGUGCCCAAUUUAAAUGAAAAAAUACUACCUGGAGGACUGUGAUGCAUCUCUUGAGAACUAAUUGUGUUAUGGACAACUUCUUCCUAGAAAAGUAACUUUGAAUUUAUUUCCACUUCUGUUAACACCAGCAUUUAUAAGUAGUCAAACAAUCCUUUUUGCCUAUUACUCUCAAGGACUUGCUUAGUAAAACAGAGAAUAUUCCUCAAUGAAGGAAGAGUGAGAACUUGCACAAAUGAUUUAAUCUCAUUUUUUUCCUUCUUGUUUAGUCUGCCCCCUGACCAGAUUAUUUAUAUUUGUUUCUUGUUAUACAAACCUUACCUUAUAGCAAGUUAAUGUAUAUUCGCUUUAAAAAGUUUGUCCAAAUCAUCCUUUCUGUUAAAGAAUUUUAUUGAUUCAUUGA
Messenger RNA from Podarcis raffonei (Aeolian wall lizard), 1188 nucleotides. RefSeq names its product Bet1 golgi vesicular membrane trafficking protein like (gene BET1L). Gene Ontology annotation, cellular component: SNARE complex; Golgi trans cisterna. Gene Ontology annotation, biological process: retrograde transport, endosome to Golgi; regulation of retrograde vesicle-mediated transport, Golgi to ER. NCBI's taxonomy places the organism in Eukaryota, Metazoa, Chordata, Lepidosauria, Squamata, Lacertidae. The coding region runs from base 83 to 418 and encodes 111 amino acids. The transcript has 4 exons. Gene Ontology annotation, molecular function: SNAP receptor activity. The record is from RefSeq and is a predicted model, not a curated record.